AUGGAAGAACUUAAAAAAGUUCCUCCUAUGAAACAACGUCAAUUAGUUACAUAUAUUAAUCAUUUCAUUACUUCCACUGUAACAUUUUUAAACAAUUUCAUGACUCAUUGUGAAGCAAAGAUGAUGAAAUCUGAACAACGGUUACAAAAAAUUUCAGCUUCUUUGUGUAUAUUAGAAACUAAGUUAAAUUCUGUUCCUGAAUUACGAGAACUGGAAUCAUCUCAAUUUCAAAAAAGUGAACCUCCCAGCAAUCAAUUAAAAGAUAAUUCAAAUAAUAUUGAAGUAACCAAUGAACAUAAAAAAAUUGAGGCAACCGAUGGACUUAAUAAAUCUGAGACAACUGAUAAACAUGGUGAAACUGAAGACAAUAUUAUUUCAGAACCAGUUGUUGUAGAUGAAAGUCCUAGUGAGCCAAUUGUGGAUCCAACAAUAUUAAAAUAUCGUAAAAUGAUUCAAUUUGGUGUGCCUAGAGGCGCUGUUGAAUUAAAAAUGGUCAAUGAAGGGUUGGAUCCUAAACUACUGUGAUAUAUCUUUAUGAUUUAUAAUUUCUUGUAUAGUGAUUUAUAUAACAAAACAUUUAGUGAACAUUAAUUUUUUUACAUGAACAUUAUCUUAUUACCACAUAACAGUUAACUUAAUUGUAUGUGGAUCCUUGGGAGACACUGGGGGCAUAUGCCCCUCCCGUUCACAAAAAAAAAUAUAAUGUUUUAUUUCUAUAUGUUUUUAAUUUAAGUGUCCCCUCAGUACAAAGAUUCUGGAUACACCCUGGUGUGUAUUAUGUCUAAUGCCAUACAAAAAACUGGGGGACACUUAAGGUAUUGCAAUACCAUAACUUAUGUUAUCAUAAUUUUUUUUUUCAUGUACCAAUAAUAUGCCAGCAUUUUUUAUAUUUUUGCUCUGAGAAAACAUCGGACACACAUAUCUCCUCCGUAAAAACACCACUGUUGUGUCAUUUGUGAUAAAAUAAUUAAAUUAAUAAUUAUACUUAUAAGACUUAUAUAAUUCUA
Myzus persicae (green peach aphid) is the source of this 1007-nucleotide messenger RNA. It is a transcript of the gene CCDC53, whose product is annotated as WASH complex subunit 3. Gene Ontology annotation, biological process: actin filament polymerization; exocytosis. The record is from RefSeq and is a predicted model, not a curated record. The transcript has 3 exons. Gene Ontology annotation, cellular component: WASH complex. Bases 1 to 525 code for a protein of 174 amino acids. NCBI's taxonomy places the organism in Eukaryota, Metazoa, Arthropoda, Insecta, Hemiptera, Aphididae.